UCCUGACAUCGGCCUGACACUAACAAGACUUUUAGCGGUGCUUGGACGCUCUCUUUCCAAUCUAGCCCUAGAUAUUUCGGCACGAUUUGUACUCGUCUUUGCCUUUUACAGGUUGCAGCGGGUUGAAAAUAUUUGGUUCGGCAACAAGAAGCUUGUUCUACACAACCACAAAGAGCCCCCGACCGAGUUUCUUUCAACCCUUUGGCGAUCUUGACCGGGCCUAACGACCUUUUAAACUGGGCGACUCUUCAACUAAGGAAUUACCUGCUUCUCUAGGCAGAAGAAUCCCCAACCUAUGGCUCAGACAUCCCAGUAGAUCUCGAUUUCCUCUACCUUUCGAGAUCCUCUCGACUCUUCGGCUCUGGAACACGCUGUGCUCAGAAGGUGUCCUUCAUCCUGCUGAACCUAUUCCAGCUGCCCGAAGCAUUUCGACCUUCCCACUUCCCUGAAUCUGCGAAUUGCAAGCCACGAUGCCUGGAGGCGUGUGUGCCGUCCUCGACUAUGAGGUUGAGAUGAUGGCCGACUAUGUCUCUGAGAUGGCGACCCGAAUCGUUAUGCCUCGAAACUCGGUCAACGUAGCUUUUCGAAAAUUUGUGUCGCAGAUUCUCACCUCCACGAGGCUUCCAAGCACGACCAUUCUCCUUGGCAUGAAUUACCUCGCGAAGCGCGUCAAUAUGAUGCACGCCGAGGGUCAGAACAAUCAUAGUGAGGGUCAAAUCUGGCGUAUGCUCACCAUUGCUCUCCUCCUGGGAAGCAAGUUCCUCGACGACAACACCUUCCAGAACAAAUCUUGGUCGGAAGUGAGCGGGAUCUCUGUGCAGGAGCUCAACACUCUGGAAUAUGAGUGGCUGAGAGCGAUAUCGUGGUGCCUCUAUGUCAAUCUUGACGAGAGCAAGGAUUACAAUGCGUGGUUGGCAAACUGGAAACAGUGGCUCGACAACAAGAAGCGGCAGCAGGCCCAGGCGAGCCGCGAACGCUUGGCUGUCCUCGUUCCGCCCACGGAGACGGAACUUGCGCGGUCUCGGAAUCCCCAGGGCUACUCGACGUGGCAUCAGCAGCAAGUUGCCGAAUACGAGCGUCUCUCGAGCAUGAAACGCAACCAAGUGCCGACCCCCUCUUACCGACGAGGCGACCAAACCCAAAAUUCAUGGGGCUACCCGAUGGCUUGGCCAACGUCCGCUCCGUUGACGCCGCCGGAUUCUGGAUAUGGUACUCCAGAGUAUUCGAAUUCAGCCACAUCGGUCAAUACGCAAUACACGGAGUGGUUUGACCGAGCGAUUGUGAGCAACGGUAGCACAUCCAGACAAUUUCAGCAGCCCGCAACCUACAAUACUUUCCAGCACGCCGGCCACCAAUCCCGGAAUCCCUAUGGUGCUUUCUACAACUAUGGCCACAACAUUUGGGAGCAUCCAGGUGUCGCCGAUUGCAACUGCGCAAAUUGCGUUGCGGCACAGAACAAGGCGCCUUAUUUCGCUGGUCACACUUACGGACAGCCAGUUGUUGGUUGAGACGACACGCUUGCUGCUUAACAACAAGUGAAGCGGCGGUCCUCUCCCCAGCACUGUUUCUUUCAAGUGCCUUAGGGUCAUUACUCAAGUUUCCCACUGCAUCGUCUACCCCAGACGUCGUUUCUUUUUUUUCAGGACAUCGGAGAAUCUAUACAUUGCAUCCAGAUACCCCGACUGA
This is a messenger RNA of Lasiosphaeria miniovina, 1686 nucleotides long. RefSeq lists its product as uncharacterized. Gene Ontology annotation, cellular component: nucleus; cyclin-dependent protein kinase holoenzyme complex. The record is from RefSeq and is a predicted model, not a curated record. The transcript has a single exon. Gene Ontology annotation, biological process: regulation of cyclin-dependent protein serine/threonine kinase activity. NCBI's taxonomy places the organism in Eukaryota, Fungi, Ascomycota, Sordariomycetes, Sordariales, Lasiosphaeriaceae. Gene Ontology annotation, molecular function: cyclin-dependent protein serine/threonine kinase regulator activity; protein kinase binding. The coding region runs from base 471 to 1508 and encodes 345 amino acids.